AUGACGGUCUCUGCCAAUGGACUCAAGGUUUUACCGAGCGCUGCUGCCCGGCAGGAGAGGAGGCAGCGGGAGCGCCGGGGUGAGGCCGGGGAGGAACCGCUCCGAGCAUCCCUGAGCUCCGGGACCCCAUUCCUGUACCGGGUCCCCCAUUCCCGCACCGGGCCCCCCAUUCCCGCACCGAGCAUCCCUGAGCUCCGGGCCCCCCAUUCCCGACCGGGCCCCCCAUUUCCGCACCGGGGCUCCCCUCGAUGCGGUGCCCGCCGCCUGGAGCCCCUCUCAGCCCCCCGAGCCCUCAGCCCUAAGCCGCUGUCCCAGCCCGCGGGUCCCGCUCCAUCCCCGUCCCCUCACGCCCCUGAGGGUGGGGCUCGGCGCUGCCCCCUCCCUCCAUCCCUCCCUCCCUCCUCCCUCCCAGGGAAAAGUGUCAGUGCGCGCCGCGGCCGCGGCCCCUCAGAAAGGCGGGGAAAGCGGCGGAGGGCGCUCGGGGCCAGCGCAGCCGGCCGGCGGCCGUGGGGACGCGCCAGCCGCGCCGCUUCCCGCACCUUCCCGUCCCUUUACUCACCCGCUUCUCAAGUUUUGCGCAGGGAGCGUCAGCGGUGCCGGCCGGGGCACUCACCAUGGGCGCUGCCGGUGCCCGCCGGGGUUAGCGCGGGGCGGAGCGCGCGGAGAGAGAGAGCGGCGCGCGGAGAGAGAGAGCGGCGCGCGGAGAGAGAGAGCGGCGCGCGGAGGACGCUGAGCGCGCGGAGCGGCGCGGAGGAGCGCGCGGAGGGCGCUGAGGGAGCGGAGGAGCGCGCGGAGGGCGCUGAGGGCGCGGAGCGGGUCCGCGCUCGGAGCGAUGGCGCGGGCGGCGGGCGCGGAGAGCUAACGGAGGAGGAGCCCCCGGAGCCCCGGGCCCGGGCGGGACGUGCCCCGGAGCCCCUCGGCAGCCCCUCGGCAUGGCGCGGGCGGCCGGGCUGCUGCUCGGAGCGCUGCUCUGCGGAGACUUGGUCUAACUCACCUUUUCUUUUAUUAGUGACAGAGUGCCGAGGGGUCUUGGACAAUAAUCAGCGAUUUUCUUCACUGCCGACGUACCUCCCUGUGAGCUACCGGCUCUUCAACGCCGAGACAUCUUUCUUCCUCAAGGAAGCCAACCAGGACUUCAUGAGAAAUUCCAGUUUGCAGUCCAGGGUGGAGUCAUUCUUCCCAUACAAAGCCAAGAGACCGCCAGUGUUAAACGCCAGCUACGGCCCCUUCUCCGUGGAGCAAGCAGUGCCCCAGGACCUCAUGUUAACUUCCAGCUCCUUUGGAUCCGCCAACAAAUUCACUUACAACUGGAAGCUGAAGGCCUUCAUCAUGAGCACCAAGAUCUACCUGAGCAAGCCCAGGGUGCAGGUGCUGUUCUACAUCGUGGGCAGGGACUGGGACGAGUACAGCCCCGCGGAGCGGCUGCCCUGCCUGCGCGUGUUCGCCUUCCGCGAGACGCGCGAGGUGCGCGGCAGCUGCCGGCUCAAGGGGGACCUGGGGCUGUGCGUGGCACAGCUGGAGCUGCUGCCCAGCUGGUUCAGCCCCCCCAGCGUGCUCACGGGCCGCAAGAAGCCGGCGGAGCAGCCAGAAGGGAGCCCCGUGGAGCUUUACUACACGGUCCAGCCCGGGGACGAGAAGGGCGAGUGCACGGCCGAGGAUAUCCGCAAGGGCAACGCCAUCCGGCCAGGCAAGGAUGGCGUGGAUGAAAGCACGUCCCACCUGCAGAGGAUUGGCUCUGUCAGCCUCUACCGGGGCCAGGAGGCCUCCCAGCUCACGGAGCUGAGGCUGGACAGCAACGUCGUGGUGUGGCUGCCCUCCAAGCCGGUGAAACAAGGGGAGGUUGUGAAUGUCUACGUGACAAUUGCCAACAAUUCCACGGUGGAUCAGUUCAUCCUCAGGGCAAAGGUGAAGAAGGGUGUGAACAUUCUCGGUGCAAGGACAAGUGACCCCCGGCAGUGGGACGUGAAACAAGAGGUGGGCAAUGGUGGCAAGCACUCGACCACUACAGUUAUUUGUCAGAGGAUAGCCCCAAGUUCAAGGAACAGGAGCACCAGCCUGUUCCACGAGGUCGUGCAGCUGGACUUUGAGAUCGCCAGCUUCAGCAGCCUGUCGGGCACGCAGCCCAUCAGCUGGCAGGUGGAGUACCCCCACCACGGCUCCUCCGACACCGCCCUGGCCGAGAUCUUCAUCUGCCAGAAGGACCUGGUGGGAAUCGUGCCCCUGGCCAUGGACACGGAGAUCCUGAACACGGCCAUCCUGACGGGCAGGACGGUGGCAGUGCCCAUCAAGGUGGUGUCCAUCGAGGAGAACAGUGCUGUGACAGACAUCUCCGAGUCCGUGGAGUGCAAAUCCUCGGGGGAAGACGUCAUUAAAGUUUCUGACAGGUGUGACUAUGUUUUUGUCAACGGCAAGGAGAUGAAAGGCAAGGUGAAUGCUCUGGUGAACUUCACCUAUCAGUACCUGAGCGCUCCCCUGCAGAUGACGGUGUGGGUGCCACGCCUGCCCCUCCAGAUCGACAUUUCUGACACUGAGCUCAGCCAGAUCAAAGGCUGGAGGGUCCCCGUUGUUUCCAACAAAAGGCCCACCAGGGACAGCGAUGACGAGGACGAGGACGAGCGCAGGGGCAGGGGCUGCACCCUGCAGUACCAGCACGCCAUGGUCAGGGUGCUGACGCAGUUCGUGGCCGAGGACUCGGGCCCCUGGGGGCAGCUCAGCUUCCUGCUGGGCUCCGACUGGCACUUCGACAUCACAGACCUGGUCAGGGACUUCAUGAAGCUGGAGGAUCCUCACAUUGCCAAGCUGCAGGAGGGCAGGAUCCUGGUGGGCCGGGAAGUGGGGAUGACCACCAUGCAGGUUUUGUCUCCUCUGUCUGACUCCAUCCUGGCAGAGAAGACAGUGACUGUGCUGGAUGACAAAGUGACCAUCACAGACCUGGGGGUGCAGCUGGUGUCUGGGCUUUCUCUCUUCCUGCAGCCCAGUGCAGCCACCAGCAGGGCCAUUGUGGCCACAGCCGUCGCCCAAGAGCUGCUGCACACUCCUAAGCAGGAAGCUGUGGUAAGCACCUGGAUCCAGUUCAGUGACAGCUCUGUUACUCCACUGGACAUUUACGACCCCAAGGACUUCUCCCUGUCGGCCGUGUCGCUGGACGAGGCCGUGGUCUCCGUCCGCCACAGCCCUGCCCUGAAGUGGCCCGUUGUGGCAGCGGAGGGCGAGGGCCAGGGAGCGCUGAUCAAGGUGGACAUGAUGAUCUCUGAGGCCUGCCAGAAGUCCAAGAGGAAAAGCGUGCUGGCCGUGGGGAGCGGCAGCAUCAAGGUGAAGUUCGGGCAGAACGACGCGGACGCGGACGCGGGCGGCGAUUACGACGCGGACGAGAUCGAGAACCACGCGAGCGACCGGCGCCACAAGGGCUCGGAGCAGGAGCGCCACGGGCAGGACGGGCGCUACUACGGGAGCUCCUCGGCAGAGAGGGACGAAGGGCCCCUCAGGAAGGUCAGCACCACGGCAAAGUCCAUCCUCAAAAAUAAAGUCGUCAAAAACAACCGGCUGGACGGCGGCAAGCUCUCGGACGACAGCCAGCUGCAGAACAUCCCCAUUGACUUCACCAACUUCCCCGCCCAGGUGGACCUGCCCAAAGGCGGUGCUGGCAUGGAGGACAACGACCUGGUGCAGACACCCCGGGGCCUCAGCGACCUGGAGAUCGGGAUGUACGCUCUGCUGGGCGUCUUCUGCCUCGCCAUCCUGGUGUUCCUCAUCAACUGUGCAACAUUUGCACUCAAGUACCGCCACAAGCAGGUCCUGGUGGAAGGACAGACCACCAUGACGCACUCCCACGACUGGGUGUGGCUGGGCAACGAGGCAGAACUGCUGGAGAACGCGGCAGACGCGUCGCCUCAGCAGGACGAGCACACCACCAUCAUCGACCGGGGCUCGGCGAGCGAGGAGAGCAACCAGCUGCUGAACGGCAGCGCCCAGAAGAACACUCAGAGCCAGCUCCACAGGGCCGCAGACCCGGGGGGGAGGCUGGGCAAGGAGCACAAGGUGGAGCCUUUGCACUCGCCCACGUCCAAGAGGAAGCGGGUGAAGUUCACCACGUUCACCACCAUCCCGCCCGACGACGGCCGCCCCACCGUCAACUCCAUCCUCAGCAGUGACGAUGACAUUAAGUGGGUGUGCCAGGACAUGGAGCUGGGGGACUCCAAAGAGAUACGAAACUACGUGGGGAAGUUCAAAGACAAAGCGUAG
This is a messenger RNA of Pseudopodoces humilis (Tibetan ground-tit), 4242 nucleotides long. The record is from RefSeq and is a predicted model, not a curated record. Lineage: Eukaryota; Metazoa; Chordata; Aves; Passeriformes; Paridae.